Molecule: messenger RNA, 1687 nt
Organism: Teleopsis dalmanni
Lineage: Eukaryota; Metazoa; Arthropoda; Insecta; Diptera; Diopsidae
Gene: inaF-D
Exons: 2
Coding region: 71-1003 (310 amino acids)
Source: RefSeq, a predicted model, not a curated record
AACAAUUACAACAACAAACACAACAACAAGAGCAAGGAAAACAAGAGCAACCGUUGUAUUAGCUAUAAAAAUGAUUUCCAAAGUUGGCUCACUAGAGGAAAAAGUGAAACUCCCGCCGACUGAGACUAUAAGUCGUUGCUACCAACCGCCACAGGGUAACCGUAAGGUCAUUCGCAUUCUCACUGUUGCAGUUUAUGUGCUCUGCGUUUCGUUGGCGGCAAUAAUGCUUUCCUUGUAUUAUAUUUUUAUAUGGGACCCUACAGUACGACCGUUUGUGACAAAGGCCAAUAAUUGUGAGAAAAUAGUAAUACCCGAAAAAAUAGCAAUACGACUACUUAAUUCCUCAGAAGUAACCGCUGAACAAUUUUACAGGCACAUCCUGGAACAAUAUCGUAUUUUAAAUCAAUUGCAACAGCAACGACAAAUCUUUUUACAAAAGCAACAUUUACAACUACAACAAUUGGCCGCUGGUAACAAAUUUCAAGAAGUCUUUGCUACUGCUACAAUUAUACAACCCAACUCUCAUGACUUAAAUAAGAAACCAAUAACACCAACAAAUGGCACAUUCCUUUUAGAACCUCCACGUCUACCUCCAAUACCUGGUAUGGAUACAAUACAUGUGCCGAUUUUAGAUACUACUCCAAUGAGAUACAGGCGUAAACAACACAGGAAACACUACAGUCAUCACAACAGACACAGCGGUAGCACCAACAUCAACAACCAACGCCGAUCACAUAAAAGACCCUCCACAGAUAUUAAUAAGCCCAUAAAUGAACCACCGCUAAGUCCAUCAACUUCUAUUGUUAAGGAAAUUGCACCCUAUACAGCAAUGCCGAUUCCUCUGAUUUUAAACUCACAAGAGGAUAAGCGGCCACUUUACACGCAAUCUGAGAAGAAAUCAAACAGUUUAGCAAUGUCACACAAACGUAUCACAUCAUCUGGCUAUGAUACACAACCUUAUUUGAAUCCAUUUUUAACAGGAGAACUUAUUUUUGAAAAGUAAUUUAAGUGCUAAACAAUACUAAGCAAUUUUUUGUUUUUAAAAGCAGCUUACAUCUUUUACGUAGAUGAAGUAGUUUCAGAAUAUAGAAGAGAACAGCUAUGAGAUGAGCAAGACAAUGAAUUUAUUGAAAAGCAGGCAGAAGUAUAAAGCCUUACUUAUUGCUGGCAAACUCUGACAUUUUGCUGUUUAGUAAACUGAGAUUUGAUCUCCAGAAUUAUACGGAAUUGAGAAAAUAUAUACCUUUUUUGUAAUCAAAGCCGACCUUAGAAACAUGAACUUUAUGGAUCAUAUCAUAAGACACAUAUUUGAAUUAGAAAUUAUAUAUGUAUGUACUUUUAGAUAUAUUAAUAGGUUCUCAGCGACCUACAAAUCGUAUUCAGUUUCGCAAUAUACAGUUUAAAACAAAAACGAGAUAAUAAUGUAGAAUAAAAAUGUUAGUAAUUUGAGAAAUAUAUAUUAAAUGUUAAAUGAGAUCUAUAUCCAUACCUAUUAUCCACACACUCUCACUAAUAUAUGUAUUUACGAAAAGAAUAUAUCACAAGCGCAUUACAAAAAAUCGCAUUAUAAUAUGAGCAAUAAUUUAUAUAUCAGUUCAUAAGAAAGAAAUGUAUAAAAAAAAUAAUAACAAUAAAUCAUAAAGGAGAUUAUAUAAGAAAAAAAUAUCGCAUAUUUCGAAUAAUUCAC